AAAUAAACUGAGUUGCGACUAAGGAAGUGAUGUCUGAGUUUGAAGAGACAGAAUACUCACUGGGCCUGUUGAUGACAGCUUGAACGAUUAUACUGAAAUUACAAUGAAAACAACUAACAUUUGUAUCGUCGCGCUGACGCUGUGGGUGUGCACAGCUGCACAAACCAGGAUUCCUCUGAAAAAAGGACGCAGGUGGGGAUGGAUGAUGCUGGACAAUGGUAUAACUGUUGAAGAGCUGCAGAAACUGGAUAAAACAAUGGGUAGUUCUGCUGAAGUGAGGAACACAUCAACUUUUGAAAGGCUGACCAAUUUCAUGGAUGCCCAGUACUAUGGAGAAAUUGAGAUUGGCACUCCCCCCCAAACGUUUACUGUGAUAUUCGACACCGGCUCCUCCAACCUGUGGGUGCCUUCCUCGAAGUGCUCGUUCUUCAACCUGGCCUGCUGGUUGCAUCACCGCUACGAUUCUGGAAAGUCUAGCACCUAUGCCAAGAAUGGAACACAGUUUGCUAUUCAUUAUGGUCGAGGAAGUCUGUCUGGAUUUCUGAGUAAUGACACUGUCACUAUUGGAGACCUAGUUGUGACCAAUCAGUUGUUUGGAGAAGCAGUGAAACAGCCAGGCAUCAUGUUUGUGGCAGCUCGUUUUGAUGGUAUUUUAGGAAUGGCCUACCCUGUGAUAUCUGUGCAAGGAUCCCCUCCAUUGUUUGAUACUGCAAUGCAGCAGAAGAAGCUGCCACAGAACAUUUUCUCUUUUUACUUGAACAGAGAUCCAGCUGGUCAAGUGGGUGGAGAGUUGAUUUUGGGAGGUGUUGAUUCCAAGUAUUUCAAGGGAGAAUUCCAUUAUGUCAAUGUUACACGCAAGGCAUACUGGCAGAUCAAAGCUGAUGGGAUCUCUGUUGGGAAACAGUUGUCACUAUGCAAGGGCGGCUGCCAAGCCAUUGUGGACACAGGCACUUCUUUAAUAGUUGGUCCAACUGAAGAGAUUCGUUCUUUGCAAAAAGCAAUUGGGGCCAAACCACUUUUCAUGGGAGAGGUAAGAGCCAUCUGUGAAGAAUGUAGGUUAUAUUUCCGUGACGCCUGCCCGCACCAUGGUGCUCCAACAUUUGUUAGUGAUACCCCAGUUCCAGAAAAUGUGCCUUCACGAGCUGUACUGUCUCUGCCAGAAGGACUGGUGCUGCAGGAGAGAGGCUCUGGCGCAACAUCAGCAGGAGGCACUAUAGGAGUAUGGAGUUCAUUGCCAACCCUUCCACCUGGCUGGAUUUUUGGACCAUAUGAAGGGGAAAUACUACUAGAUAAACAAGAUUGCACUUUAUAUUCCUGGGCGAUCAAGGAAAACGGUUCUUAUUUUUACAUUGAUGCAACAGAUGAGUCAAAGUCAAAUUGGAUGAGGUAUGUGGCAUGUGCUUCAAAUGAAGAAGAGCAUAACCUUACUGUUUUUCAGUAUCGUGGACGAAUUUAUUACCGGGUAUGCCAGCCCAUUGCAGCAGGGACUGAGCUUCUGGUGUGGAUUGGUGAAGAAUAUGCUCGCACACUGGGCCUUAAAUUAGGAGAACACUUCAAAUAUGAGUUUGGAGAAAAAGAACUGCUGAUGAAGCUUUUCCAAGACUUGCAAGUGAAACCUCCUCUUCCAAGCACUACAGGCACCAGUAAUUCUAGCACUAGCAGUAACCACCAUGAACACUAUAGUGAAAUUGUUUCCUCUAUUAUACAGGCACAGAAGGCUAGCUACCAGUCAGUCCAUCCUUCAUCGUCAGCAGGUUCUAAUGCAGGCACAGGAACAACUGGAGGAACAACCAGUGGAACUGGGUUCAACUUUUUAGAUGGCACUCAGAAUCUAGUAAGUUUAGGACGUGCUCAGAGCCGUUAUUGGACAUUUUUUGGUUUCCAAGGGGAUGCAUAUGGAAGGAUUUUGGACAAAACAAAAAUCAUCUGCAAAUUGUGUGGCGUGCGAUUAUCUUAUAGUGGUAACACUACCAAUUUACGCCAGCAUCUGAUUUAUAAACAUCGACCAGAAUACAAUGAGCUAGUUGGCUCUCAGUCAGCUUUGCCAUCAUCUUCUAAAUCUUCAGAAACCUCUGCUUCUCCUUCAUCUGCUGGUGGUACUGGAGGAGGAUCGUCUCGUAGUGAAUAUGCAUCAAGUGUUAGCGGCUCAGCCAGAGCAGUGCAGAACAGCAGUAACAGCACAGUGCCAAUUGUGCGGGCAACUCAAGCCAUUGCUGACUUUUUGGUGAAAGACCUUCUUCCAUUAGAAACAGUGGAUGGGGAGGGUUUUUUGCAAAUGAUGGCAAUACUAGAGCCAUCAUAUAAAGUCCCGGCAUCAUCCUUUCUAGCCAACAGUGUUUUAAAAGAGGCCUACAUGCAGUACCGUAUAAAGUCUGCUGAUCUGAUAAAGGGGCCUGUGUCAGGAGGUACACCUAGGAGCUGUGCCAUCAGUAUUGACUUAUGGACACAUGGCACUCAGGAUGCCAGUUCCUCUCGACGCCAGUAUGUAACUCUGCUUGCUCACUUUGUGGAUGAUGCCUUUGACUACCAUAACUUGGUGCUGACUAGUCGGCCAGUAUUAGGAAACCUGAGUGCUGAUCUCUUGCAAGAUAUUGCUGGAGAGUGGGGGAUUGAGACUCCCAGUUAUGCAGUUAUUGGUGAAGGUAUUUGCCACUGCCACAGUGUAGGCCUGUGCACUGGUAGAGAUAGUUGCACUUAUGUGGAUUCAGCUAUCACAGCUUUAAAUUUAGCUGGUUGGAAAUCUAUUCCAUGUGCUGGGGCAGCUCUUCAGCGGUGUAUGGAAACUGUACUGAGGCGACAAGAUAUUUUGAGGACUCUGGAAAGAAGUCGAGAGCUUGCUGAAAGGCUACUGUCAUCUUCAGAAGAAACCCAGCAACAGUUUUUCCGUGGAAGAGAUCCUUUUCUUCGAACUCAGCUGAAGAUGCUAUCUCGUGAAGGAGCACAUUGGUAUGAUAUUUAUGGGCUGGCCCAGUGCUUAACAGAUCAUCGUCUUUUACUGAGCAGCUUGCGAGGAAUUGGUGGACAAAGCUCUCCUUUGGAAAGCCAGGACUGGAUGGUGCUGAAAGAGUUGGGGGAUGUACUAAAGCCAUUAGCAGUGGCAACUAGCACUUUGUCCAAGGACAGAUUCUCUAGCCUUUCCCUGGUAAAACCUGUCUUAACAAGCUUGAUAUAUAAGCACUUGGCCCCAUCUGAUGCAGAUUCAGACUUCACAAGAGAAGUCAAAAAAUCUCUAAGGGAUGAUUUGACCCAAAUUUAUGCUGAUCCAGAAGUCAAUCAGACUUUGAACUUGGCCUGUGCUUUGGAUCCCCGUUUUAGAGGUUUAGAUUUUCUCAGUCAAGUUGAUAGAGUUGAAACAUUUCAUUUAUUGAAACGGGAAGCUUCAGAAUUGGCCAAAUCACCCAGAAGGUCUUUAGGGAGCUUGUCUGUUCAAAAUGGAAAAAAGGAAAUAUUUAAUGGUACUGAUGCUCCAGAACUAGGAGGACAUGCACCUUCUGCAAAGAAGGCAAAGCACACAUCUGGAAUUGAGUUUCUCCUUGGCGACCUUUGCAGUGUUCGUAGCAGCUCUGUAGGUUCUGCUUGUCAACAAGCAGAGCAAGAGAUAGGCAGUUUUCAGACUAGUGAAGCCUCAUCUUUAUGCCAGGAGCCACUGAACUGGUGGAAAGUGCAUCAUGCACAAUACCCCCUGCUGGCCAGGGCAGCUCGGAAGCUACUGGCAGUGCCUGCAACAGUGGUGCCUGGUCCCUGGUUGUUCACAGAGGCUGGCGCUGCCAUAUAUAGAAAACGUGCUGCCCUUUCUGCUGAGCAUGUGGACAUGAUGGUUUUUUUGCAUGGAAAUUAUGCUGGUGGUGUUGGUUCUAGUGACUGCAACAGUAAUAGUGGCAGUAGUGCCAUCUGACUUGUUAAGAAAUCUUUAUUUAUACAUUAAUGUUCUUAAGUUGUAUUGACUGAUAUCUUUUCAAAUCUUGGUGUAGAUUGAGCAAUUUAACUGCUCUUAUUUUUACAGCAGAAUAUUAAUGAAAGGUUUAAUCAUGCCUUUUUAAGCUUUUUUUCCAGCAUACUUCAUAUUAGCCUUUGUCUACUCACAGUACAGGGGUUUAGAAAUAUUCUAAAAUACAGUGUUCUUUUCAGUAUGAUAAUAACAGAAUUAUUUUUACUGCUGUUGCAUUGGAAACCCGUAAACAGAUGCAUAGGCCUUCCCUGCCCUUUUUGAUGAUGCUCUAAAAUAAUUUUUCUACAUAGAUGUUUUUGGUUCAAGUCUCUUACUUAAAUAAGAAAACAUUUGAUGUUUCAUUUGUACUUGCUGUCAUAAGCUUACAUGCCUUCAUUUUAAGGAGUCUACAGCUACAUUAAGGCAGGAUAAGUAUCCACAACAGAACUGAAAUAUUGCAUCAAACCUGUGGUCAAUUAACAUAUAUCUCUUUUUAGGUUUGUAUCACUGUGUAGUACUGAAGUACUUAGAUCCUGCAUCUUUACCUUAGGUAGUUGGAGUUUCUUAUUGUACAUUAUAUGUAAGUUUUGUAGCAGCUCAGCCAUAACUGGCCUUUCCAUGAGGACUGAAAAAGCCAGAUCAGCAUUUUCCUCAGUAGCAGAGAUAAAUAAGGAAUCUGCAGAACACAAUGGUUGUCUAAAUUUGUGAUAGGGAGAGUGCAUUUGAACGAGUGUUCAAUUCAUCCAUGACUUUGCACAUUGUUUGCAUGUGCACCUGAAAAUCAGCAUAAAUAGGUCUGGAUUGUUCUCAGAAAUGGAAGGUUAAACAAUAAUAGAGACGUUUUAAAAAUUACAAUAAUAUAUUACAAAAGAUAUUAAAUCCUAACAUGUAAACAGAAUGAAAUGUUUAUUUCUUUUAAUCCUUAUGUAAUUUAGUGCAAUCUGUCAACUUUGUUCCUUCUUGAUCAUGUAACAAUCAUAUGCUAAAAGAAACAAUCAUGAUGUAAUUUA
Polypterus senegalus (gray bichir) is the source of this 4938-nucleotide messenger RNA. RefSeq lists its product as uncharacterized. Bases 104 to 3895 code for a protein of 1263 amino acids. NCBI's taxonomy places the organism in Eukaryota, Metazoa, Chordata, Cladistia, Polypteriformes, Polypteridae. Gene Ontology annotation, cellular component: lysosome. The transcript has 11 exons. The record is from RefSeq and is a predicted model, not a curated record. Gene Ontology annotation, biological process: proteolysis. Gene Ontology annotation, molecular function: protein dimerization activity; DNA binding; aspartic-type endopeptidase activity.